Messenger RNA from Populus nigra (black poplar), 2800 nucleotides. Its product is annotated as exocyst complex component SEC15A. Gene Ontology annotation, cellular component: exocyst; membrane. The record is from RefSeq and is a predicted model, not a curated record. Gene Ontology annotation, biological process: exocytosis; Golgi to plasma membrane transport; intracellular protein transport. The coding region runs from base 252 to 2621 and encodes 789 amino acids. Lineage: Eukaryota; Viridiplantae; Streptophyta; Magnoliopsida; Malpighiales; Salicaceae. The transcript has 2 exons.
AUAUCAAUUUCGUUAUUGAACAAGGUACAAACGGCAACAGAAAGAAAACAAAACAUGAAUUUUCACAUGAGUUGAAACUAACAAUAGCAGGACCUUCAUUGAUCACAGAUUUCAUUGAAAACAGCUGUUUCAGCUCAACGAGUGAAGAAUCUAAGGAAAACACAUUUCAUUUCUUGUUUUACAUAGCAGAAAGAGAGCAAAUUUGGCGCAAAAGGAAGGCCUCUCAAUAGCUCUUUUGUUUGGUAAAGGCAAUGGAUGCGAAGCCUAAGAGGAGAACUGCUGUAGAGAAUGGGGAUGGAGGAGAGGACUUGGUGCUUGCAACUUUGAUUGGCAAUGGAGAGGAUUUGGGUCCAAUUGUCAGGCAUGCAUUUGAAAUGGGGCGGCCUGAAUCGCUGUUUCAUCAGCUCAAGUCUGUUGUGAGGAAGAAGGAAGUUGAAAUCGAGGAGCUGUGCAAGAGCCAUUACGAGGAAUUCAUUCUUGCGGUUGAUGAACUUCGUGGUGUAUUGGUUGAUGCUGAAGAGUUAAAAAGUGAGCUUGCGAGUGAGAAUUUUCGAUUGCAAGAAGUUGGGAGUGCUCUUUUGGUCAAACUUGAGGAGCUUCUUGAAUCUUAUUGGAUUAAGAAGAAUGUGACUGAAGCUAUCAAAACAUCGAAGAUAUGCAUACAAGUUUUGGAACUCUGUGUGAAGUCUAACAACCACAUGUUGGAAAGCCAAUUUUACCCAGCGUUGAAAACAGUGGAUCUGAUCGAGAGGACUUACUUGCAGAACAUCCCAGUGAAGGCACUUAAAACGGCCAUAGGGAAGACAAUUCCAGUAAUAAAAUCGCAUAUUGAGAAGAAAGUUACCAGUCAAUUUAAUGAAUGGCUAGUUCAAGUGAGGAGUUCUGCUAAGGAUAUUGGACAGAGAGCAAUAGGCCAUACUUUGUCAGCUCGUCAAAGAGAUGAGGAAAUGCUGGAACAUCAGAGAAAAGCCGAAGAACAAAACAUUUCAGGGUUAGGAGAUUUUGUAUAUACUCUGGAUGUUGAGGAAAAUGAUGAAGAUUCAGUUGUGAAGUUUGAUCUCACUCCUCUUUUCCGGGUGUAUCAUAUUCAUGAUUGCCUUGGAAUCCAAGAGCAGUUUCGUGAAUACUACUAUAAGAAUCGGUUAUUGCAACUCAAUUCAGACUUGCAAAUCUCUACUACUCAACCAUUUGUUGAAUCUUAUCAAACAUAUUUGGCCCAAAUUGCUGGUUACUUCAUAGUGGAGGAUCGGGUCUUAAGAACUGCUGGGGAUCUUUUGUCAGCAAAUCAUGUUGAGACAAUGUGGGAAGUGGCUGUGGCUAAAAUGACAUCUGUUCUGGAGGAACAGUUUUCCCAUAUGGAUUCUGCAACUCAUCUUCUGCUGGUGAAGGAUUAUGUAACUCUUCUUGGGGAAACUUUUAGACAAUAUGGGUAUGAAGUUGGCCAAAUUCUCGAGGUAGUCGAUCGUAGCCGAGAUAAGUAUCAUGAGCUUCUUUUGGGAGAAUGUCAUGAGCAAAUUGUCAAUACUCUUGGAAGUGACACCUAUGAGCAGAUGGUAAUGAGAAAGGAUGCUGAUUAUGAGAAUAAUGUCCUCUCCUUUCAUCUUCAAACCUCAGAUAUAAUGCCGGCUUUCCCAUAUUAUGCACCAUUCUCCUCCAUGGUACCUGAUACUUGCCGCAUUGUUAGAUCUUUCAUCAAAGGUUCUGUUGAUUACUUAUCUUAUGGGGUGCAUACUAAUUUUUAUGACAUUGUGAGAAAAUACUUGGACAAGCUCUUGAUUGAUGUGCUAAAUGAAGUGAUGCUUAGCACGAUCCAUGGGGGUGCAGUUGGUGUGUCUCAAGCCAUGCAGAUUGCUGCAAACAUAUCUGUUCUUGAGAGAGCUUGUGAUUUUUUUCUUCGACAUGCAGCCCAACUAUGCGGAAUCCCGAUCCGAUCAGUUGAGAGGCCUCAAGCUAGUUUGACAGCCAAGGUGGUCCUGAAAACUUCAAGGGAUGCAGCUUAUCUUGCUCUGCUGAAUUUGGUGAACACCAAGUUAGAUGAAUUCAUGAAUAUUACAGAAAAUAUCAAUUGGACAUCAGAGGAAACGCCACAAAAUGGGAAUGACUACAUAAAUGAGGCGGUUAUUUACCUGGAUACUAUUUUGUCAACUGCACAACAAAUUCUUCCAUUGGAUGCUCUACACAAAGUUGGGAGUGGUGCCCUCGAGCACAUUUCCAAUUCCAUUGUCAGAGCAUUUCUUAGUGAUAGCGUAAGGAGGUUCAAUGCUAAUGCAGUCCUAUCUCUCAACAAUGAUUUGAAGAUUAUAGAGGAUUUUGCUGAUGAGAGGUUUCAUAGCACCGGCCUGAGUGAAAUAUACAAGGAAGGUAGUUUUAGAGGCUGCUUGUUAGAAGCACGACAGUUGAUUAACCUUUUGUCAAGCAGCCAGCCAGAGAACUUCAUGAAUCCUGUGAUAAGGCAGAAAAACUAUGAUGCUCUGGAUUAUAAAAACGUGGCCAGCAUCUGUGAUAAAUUCAAGGAUUCCCAUGAUGGAAUCUUUGGUAGCCUCUCAACCAGAAAUACUAAGCAAAGUGCACGGAAGAAAUCAAUGGACAUGCUGAAGAAAAGAUUGAAGGACUUCAAUUAAGAAGGCUAUAGAUUCCGCCUGCAUUAGAAGUAGUGUCCCUUUGUUAAUUUGUAGCUUAUCUCCUUCCAAUUAUACAUUCUCUCGCUUUUUUCUCCGUUGUCAUGAGUUGGAACGAAAUAGGUUUUUUAAUUCUGUGCUGAUUAAAUUCUAACAAUAAAGCUUCUAUAUUUUCCUUUGAA